Molecule: messenger RNA, 2446 nt
Organism: Passer montanus (Eurasian tree sparrow)
Lineage: Eukaryota; Metazoa; Chordata; Aves; Passeriformes; Passeridae
Gene: PAH
Product: phenylalanine hydroxylase
Exons: 14
Coding region: 87-1427 (446 amino acids)
Biological process (GO): L-phenylalanine catabolic process; L-tyrosine biosynthetic process
Molecular function (GO): iron ion binding; phenylalanine 4-monooxygenase activity
Source: RefSeq, a predicted model, not a curated record
GGAGAGCUGCUCCACGCAGUUAAGCAGAAGGCUUCACCUGCUGUAGUGGAGGGGCCUCCCUGUGUGGGCAUUGCUGGCUCUGCAACAUGGACUCACAGCACUGCAAAAUGAAUGGUGACUCUUUCCAGGAAUCUAGCUACAUUGAAGACUCCCCCAGCAAAAAUGGUGUGAUUUCUUUGAUUUUCUCUCUGAAAGAAGAAGUUGGGGCAUUGGCUAAAGUCCUGCGCACAUUUGAGGAAAAAGGUAUAAACCUGACCCACAUUGAGUCCCGACCUUCCCGUCUCAACAAAGAUGAGUAUGAAUUCUUCAUUAACCUGGAAGGCAAGAAUGUCCCAGCACUGGACAAGAUCAUCAAGUCCUUGAGAAGUGAUAUUGGAGCAACAGUCCAUGAGCUCUCACGGACAAAGAAGAAGGACACUGUACCGUGGUUCCCAAGAAGUAUCCAGGAGCUGGACAGGUUUGCCAAUCAGAUCCUAAGCUACGGAGCAGAAUUGGAUGCUGAUCAUCCUGGGUUCAAAGAUCCCGUGUACCGGGCCCGCAGGAAGGAGUUUGCGGAUAUCGCCUACAACUACAGACAUGGCCAACCUAUUCCUCGUGUCACCUAUACAGAAGAAGAAAAGAAAACCUGGGGCACUGUCUUCAGGGAGCUGAAGACUCUGUAUCCAACUCAUGCUUGCUAUGAACACAACCACGUGUUCCCACUGCUGGAGAAGUACUGUGGCUACAGGGAGGACAAUAUUCCCCAGCUUGAAGAUGUUUCAAAUUUCUUGCAGAGCUGCACUGGGUUUCGGCUGCGUCCCGUGGCAGGCUUGCUCUCCUCUCGGGAUUUCCUGGCUGGGCUGGCGUUCCGCGUGUUCCACUCCACGCAGUACAUCCGCCACGCCUCCAAGCCCAUGUACACCCCGGAGCCUGACAUUUGUCAUGAGCUGCUAGGACACGUGCCUCUUUUUGCUGAUCCCAGUUUUGCUCAGUUUUCCCAGGAAAUUGGACUGGCAUCUCUGGGAGCUCCAGAUGAUUUCAUCGAGAAACUUGCUACGGUUUAUUGGUUUACAGUUGAGUUUGGACUUUGUAAGGAAGGAGAUUCCCUCAAGGCAUAUGGUGCAGGGCUGCUGUCUUCAUUUGGGGAGCUGCAGUAUUGUUUAUCAAGUAAGCCUGAGAUUCGGCCUCUUGUCCUGGAGAAGACUUCUGUGCAGAAGUACUGUGUUACUGAGUUCCAGCCUAUCUACUAUGUUGCUGAAAGUUUUAAAGAUGCAAAAGAAAAGCUAAGGAAAUUUGCUCAAACAAUCCCUCGUCCUUUCUCUGUUCGGUACAAUCCCUACACACAGAGGAUUGAAGUCUUGGACAAUGCAAAGCAGCUGAAGAACUUAGCUGACACGAUCAAUAGUGAGAUUGGGAUCCUUUGCAAUGCCCUCCAGAAGAUCAAAUGAAGAUUUGCUGUAACUUGCUAGUGACUAGAAGCUAUCAUGUGCAAGUGCCAGUCUUGAUCUAGCCUCAGUCUAUUAUCUUCCAGUGAACUGCAUCAAUAAUUAUGUUAUAAAUCUUAGUUAUUAGAGAUUAGCAGAGAAAUAGACAUCUAUAGGUGACUCUCAACUCUUCUGGCCUUCAGACACUAAUCCAUUUUUUCUCACUAACGUAUAAAAGUUACCUUAUUCCUGGGAACCUGGGGGAAGUCUGUGCAUGUUUUGUGCCAAAGGUUAGCAGAAGGAGAUCUUCACCAUGCAGAGCAUAAUCUGCUGCACCUGGGAGGUCUGGGACCAGGGAUGGGAUGCCAAUGAUGAACAGAGUGAUCCACCUUGCCUUCUCUCAAAGUCACUCUCCACUCAGGGCCUCCCAAUUGUCCAAGGUUCCCAUGGAGUCUGGAACUCUACACCUUUCAGGAUACACAGGGAGAUCUUUCAGGAUACAAGGGGAGAUUUCUCUUACAGGCAUAUUCAUCUGCUCACAUGAUGGCUGGUGUGUGAAGGCUGCAUUCUUUGUGUGUCCUUCCCUGAGAGAGGUCUCACAGCCUAGAAGGUGGAUACCAGCAGCUUGGAAAUUGAGAGGAAAUGCCUGUUACAAUGCAGCUGAAGGUGCUGGAGCCUUCCAAUUCCUAACUCAGUCUGUCUGUGGCUAGAGUCCCCACCAAAGCCAUGGAAGGCCUGGGUCAGCUGUGUUCCGUGUAACUGCAUUCAAACCCAAACAUGUUAUGUUUCAAAACAGGUCCUAAGUAAUGACAUUUUUUUGUAAUUUUUUUGUAGCUCCACUGCCCUUUUGAGCUUUAAUCUCCCUCUUUUUUUGGGGGGGUGAAAGCAGUUUAAUUUUUCCUGAAGUAUAUCUCAACUGUGUCAGGAAACGGAACCAAAGGUGGCUCCAGCUUAACUCAGCAGCUGAGCAUGGAGAGAGAAGAGUCUUGCUGUUCAGGAAGCUCUUUCUGUAUUUAUCCAAUAAAUUUCACUCGAUCAACUGA